AUGUUCCAAUGGAACGACGAUAACUGUGACACAAAGAACAAUUUCAUCUGCAAGUACACUGCAGAGAAGGCUCCUGAACCCUCCCCCAACACUGCACACCCAGAGGCUCCUCCCCUGUCUCUGUCACCCCUGCCCACGACCUUUGACACUGAAGAGAAGAGACAGACCCCAGCUCUGAACAUGGUUUACAUAGUUCUGCCCACCAUCCCGUUGUUGAUGGUGUUACUAAUAGCAACUGUGGUCUUCUGCUUCAAGCUGCUGGCUCGACGAAGGAAGCGGCGUGAGCAGCAGACAGAGGUGUGUCCUAGCGACCCAGGGUCCUGUCCAAGCCAAGCCCAGCCGCCUGACGUCUACAACGUGAUUCGCUCCCAGCAGGAGGCCGACCUGGCUGGGACACGCCCCCACACCAAGAACACUUCCUUCUUAGGCUCCUCCCCUGACAUGUCCCCUGGUGACUAUGACAACAUGGGAGGCCUGCGAGACACGGAGAGUGGUUUCGUCACGCUGGCCAGCACAGAGAGCAACUUCCUGUUGACCUCUGAACUCUACGACCUUAGUCUGGGGCGACGCCAAGACAACUCAGACAUUUACCACAAGAGUCUGGAUCGGCAAGGCAACGGAGAGGUUUAUAACAACAGUCUGGGUCGUCAUGGCAACAGAGAGACGAGCGAUAACGGUCUGGGUUGUCAUGGCAACGGAGGGACGUACAACAACAGACUGGGUAUUCAUGGCUGCGUGGUGAAGAGCAGUGAGCUGUACAACACUAGUCACUAUAGAGACAGUCUUUACCAAACCAGCCUGGAUCGCUAUGGUAACCCUGAACAUCACGAGAGAAGCCUGGGUCGUCAUGGGAACGAUGCCAGUGUAGAUUGCUACGGGAAGGAAGCCACUGUGGGUUACUAUGGCAACGAGGGCAGUCUGGGUGGGAAGUGCUACAAAGAGUGGUUGGACAGUGACAGCAACUGACAGCUACUGACAGUGACAGCUACUGACAGUGACACCUACUGACAGCUACUGACAACUACCAACAACUGACAGCUACUGACAUUGA
Molecule: messenger RNA, 1051 nt
Organism: Salvelinus sp. IW2-2015
Lineage: Eukaryota; Metazoa; Chordata; Actinopteri; Salmoniformes; Salmonidae
Source: RefSeq, a predicted model, not a curated record